CGGCUACUGCAGUUGUCGCCGGCAGCAACUGAGUGUGGAGGUGCGGGAAUAUCAUCUUCCGCUAGCCUCUUACUCGGGCGGUUUCCUCAUUCCGGUUCUUCCCCGCCAUGACCACCACGACCACUUACAAGGGGAUGGACCCCAGCGGGCGAAGCAGUUCCAGGGUUCUUCGCCCACCAGGUGGUGGCUCCAAUUUCAACUUGGGCUUUGAUUUGCCAAAAGAGCAGCAAGGAACAAGAAGACACAAGAUGGCAUCCAAUAUCUUUGGGACUCCAGAAGAGAAUCCACCCUCCUGGGCCAGGUCAACAGCAGCCUUGUCAAGUGAUGUCAGUGAAAGUUCUGAAGCUCUUGGGUUGCAAAGGACCGACUCUUCUGAUGCAAACUCUGGUGACUACAUAGACCCAAAGGGCGCGGAAGGCGAGAUUCCUGAAAACACAGAGGUCGAAAUAGAAGCUGCUUCAGGCCCAAGUGAAGAGAAACCCCUGCCAGCGGCACCUGUUCCUAGCCCAGAAGCACCAGCACCUGUGCCAUCCAGGAGAAAUCCACCUGGCGGAAAGUCCAGCCUAGUUCUUGGUUAAACUUCAUCCUCCUUUGCUCCUUCUAACUACUUGGAACUCAUGUCUGUCAUCUUUGUUUUCCUUCCAUGCUUGUGAACUGCACAACUUGAGCCUGACUGUACUUCUCAAACUAUCAUUAAAGAAGCACUUUAUGUACUUCAUCAUUUUUUUAAAGAAGGUCUUUUUUCCCCUCUCUUCAACUUCUGUCUUGUCUCCCUUGGGUCUAAUGGAAGUGGCAUGUGUGAUUUCUUUUCCUCGUGGUAGAUGUAGAGCAGUGGUCUUCGCUAUGCAGCCCAUGGCUGACCGAAAGUUUUCGAAGGUAUAUAGUAGUGUGUAUCCUAAACUAGGCUGGUUGGUUCUGAGUGUGCUAGGUGGCAUUUUUGUCCUGAAACACGUAAAAACCCCUUAGUUGGCUUAGAAGGGUUGAAAGUUGGGGUUUGUACAGUUCAGAAGAUGGGCGACAAAAUGUGUGUUCUCUCCCUUUCUCUUCCCUACCCAUCUCUGCAACACAACCUGAUUGGUUAUCCAAGAUAUCAUUCAAUAACAGGUAAAUUCCUGAAGCCCUGUUGUACAUUACAGAACAGUAGCGUUGUGGUGCUAGUAAUUAACCAUGCUGCCUUCAACCAGAGGAAUCUUGGUUCAAUCAUGACAAGAUGGGUCCAGUGCCAAAUAUAGGGCUGGUGAUGUGAGCCUGCUGUUCUGUUCCCCGAGUAUCGGGCCCCACCUUAAGUAGUGACGGUGGAAUGGAUCUUACAAAAGUAAGUAUUGGGUGGAGAACAAUCUCUUAAGACACAUUCUGACUCCAGUGCUAUGCUUGAUCAUGCUGGUGCUUGACCAUGAGGUGAAAAUCUCAUCCUUCUAAAUGUGUGUUGUAUCUUGAUAAAGCUGGAUUGUUGCUUACAAAUAAAGGAUAUAGAAAUUUUGAA
Elgaria multicarinata webbii is the source of this 1483-nucleotide messenger RNA. RefSeq names its product Jupiter microtubule associated homolog 1 (gene JPT1). The transcript has 5 exons. Bases 108 to 578 code for a protein of 156 amino acids. The record is from RefSeq and is a predicted model, not a curated record. Lineage: Eukaryota; Metazoa; Chordata; Lepidosauria; Squamata; Anguidae. Gene Ontology annotation, cellular component: nucleus.